Molecule: messenger RNA, 3618 nt
Organism: Balaenoptera ricei (Rice's whale)
Lineage: Eukaryota; Metazoa; Chordata; Mammalia; Artiodactyla; Balaenopteridae
Gene: MCC
Product: MCC regulator of WNT signaling pathway
Exons: 19
Coding region: 75-3155 (1026 amino acids)
Biological process (GO): negative regulation of canonical Wnt signaling pathway
Cellular component (GO): cytoplasm
Molecular function (GO): calcium ion binding
Source: RefSeq, a predicted model, not a curated record
CGCGAGCGCGUGUGCGCCUCGCAGAUUCCUCCUGCGGCCGCGCGUCCUCCGCCUCCCGAGCAGGGAGCGGGCGCAUGAUGGCGGCGGCGGCGGCGGCGGCGGCGGCGGCGGGGAGCGCCAGGAGCGCCAGCAGCGGCGGCAGCGGCGGCGGCGGCAGCAGCAGCAGCAGCGACACGUCCAGCACCGGCGAGGAGGAGAGGAUGCGGCGCCUCUUCCAGACGUGCGACGGCGACGGCGACGGCUACAUUAGCAGAAAUGACUUGUUGAUGGUCUGUCGCCAAUUGAAUAUGGAAGAGUCUGUGGCUGAGAUCAUGAACCAACUGGGCGCUGAUGAAAAUGGGAAGAUUUCCUUUCAGGAUUUUACAAGGUGCCGCAUGCAGCUCGUCAGAGAAAUUAGGAAGGAGGAAGUAGGCCUUUCUGAGAAGUCAGACAAUUCCUGUAAAAAGAAGAAGCUGAGGGACAGAAUUGCUUCCUGGCCCACGAGCAGUGACAACAGUUUGGGUGCCUUAUCAGCGGCCAGGGAAAGCUGGGAAUACGACUCGGGAGCCAGGGACCUCCAGAGCCCGGACUUGCAGAGUCAGUCAGCCCUACAGAAGCUUCUUGAGUAUGGGGGAAGCUCUUUGCAUCAGCAGGCUGCUCCUCUCCACAAGCUGCUCACACAGUCCCCGCGUUGUGGCGACUCUGUAGGAGGAAGCUAUCUAGAGCUGGCCAACACGCUUCACUUGGCAGCCCUGGCAUCACUCAAGGGAGAUAUAGUGGAGCUUAAUAAACGUCUGCAGCAAACGGAGCGGGAACGGGACCUUCUGGAGAAGAAAUUGGCCAAGGCACAGUGUGAGCAGUCCCACCUCAUGAGAGAGCAUGAGGACGUCCAGGAGCGAACGACGCUUCGGUACGAGGAACGCAUCACCGAACUCCACAGUAUCAUCGCUGAGCUCAAUAAGAAGAUAGACCGUUUGCAAGGCACCACCAUCAGGGAGGAGGAUGAGUACUCAGAACUGCGAUCGGAACUCAGCCAGAGCCAGCACGAGGCCAACGAGGACUCCCGCAGUGUGGACCAAGACCAGACCUCUGUCUCCAUCCCUGAAAACCAGUCCACCAUGGUCACUGCGGACGUGGAUAACUGCAGCGACCUGAACUCGGAACUGCAGAGGGUGCUGACGGGGCUGGAGAACGUGGUCUGCUGCAGGAAGAAGAGCAGCUGCAGCCUCUCGGUGGCAGAGGUGGACAGACACAUCGAGCAGCUCACCACUGCCAGUGAGCACUGUGACCUGGCUAUUAAGACAGUGGAGGAGAUCGAAGGGGUCCUUGGCCGGGACCUGUAUCCCAACCUUGCUGAAGAGCGGUCUCGAUGGGAGAAGGAGCUGGCUGGGCUGAGGGAAGAGAACGAGAGCCUGACUGCCAUGCUGUGCAGCAAAGAGGAGGAGCUGAACAGGACCAAGGCCACCAUGAACGCCAUCCGGGAGGAGCGGGACCGGCUGCGGAGGAGGGUUCGAGAGCUUCAAACUAGACUGCAGAGCGUGCAGGCCACAGGGCCCUCCAGCCCUGGCCGCCUCGCUUCCGCCAGUCGCCCUGUUAACCCCAGCACCGGAGAGCUCAGCACGAGCAGCAGUAGCAACGACGUCCCCAUCGCCAAGAUUGCUGAGAGAGUGAAGCUAUCAAAGACCAGGUCCGAAUCUUCAUCAUCUGAUCGGCCAGUCCUGGGCUCAGAAAUCAGCAGCAUAGGGGUAUCCAGCAGUGUGGCGGAGCAUCUGGCCCACUCUCUUCAGGACUGCUCCAACAUCCAAGAGAUCUUCCAGACACUCUACUCCCAUGGAUCUGCCAUCUCGGAAAGCAAAAUUAGGGAGUUUGAGGUGGAAACGGAACGGUUGAAUAGCCGUAUCGAACACCUCAAAUCCCAAAAUGACCUUCUGACCAUAACCCUGGAAGAAUGCAAAAGCAAUGCUGAGAGAAUGAGCAUGCUGGUGGGGAAAUACGAAUCCAAUGCCACCGCGCUGAGGCUGGCCCUACAGUACAGUGAGCAGUGCAUCGAAGCCUAUGAACUCCUCCUGGCGCUGGCCGAGAGCGAGCAGAGCCUCAUCCUGGGGCAGUUCCGCGCGGCUGGUGUGGGGUCGUCUCCUGGAGACCCGUCAGGGGAUGAAAACAUCACUCAGAUGCUCAAGCGAGCUCACGACUGCCGGAAGACAGCCGAGAACGCCGCCAAGGCCCUGCUCAUGAAGCUGGACGGCAGCUGUGGGGGAGCCUUUGCUGUGGCCGGCUGCAGUGUGCAGCCUUGGGAGAGCCUGUCUUCUAACAGCCACACCAGCACAACCAGCUCCACGGCCAGUAGCUGCGACACGGAGUUCACUAAGGAAGACGAACAGAGGCUGAAGGAUUAUAUCCAGCAGCUCAGGAAUGACAGGGCCGCGGUCAAGCUGACCAUGCUGGAGCUGGAAAGCAUCCACAUCGAUCCCCUCAGCUACGACGUCAAGCCCCGGGGAGACAGCCAGCGGCUGGACCUCGAAAACGCGGUGCUGAUGCAGGAGCUGAUGGCCAUGAAGGAGGAGAUGGCGGAGUUGAAGGCCCAGCUCUACCUCCUGGAGAAGGAGAAGAAGGCCCUGGAGCUGAAGCUGAGCACGCGGGAGGCCCAGGAGCAGGCCUACCUGGUGCACAUCGAGCACCUGAAGUCCGAGGUGGAGGAGCAAAAGGAGCAGCGCACGCGGUCCCUCAGCUCCACCAGCAGCGGCGGCGGCGGCAAGGACAAGGCCGGCAAGGAGUCUGCGGACGCUGCCUCGCCAGCUCUGUCUCUGGCUGAACUGAGGACGGCGUGCAGCGACAGCGAGCUGGCCGCGGAGUUCGCCAACGCCAUCCGUCGAGAAAAGAAGUUAAAGGCCAGAGUUCAAGAGUUGGUGAGUGCCUUGGAAAGACUCACCAAGAGCAGUGAAAUCCGACACCAGCAAUCAGCGGAGUUCGUUAAUGACCUGAAGCGAGCCAACAGCAACCUGGUGGCUGCCUAUGAGAAAGCAAAGAAGAAGCAUCAAAACAAACUGAAGAAGCUGGAGUCUCAGAUGAUGGCCAUGGUGGAGAGACAUGAGACCCAAGUGAGGAUGCUCAAGCAAAGAAUAGCUCUGCUGGAGGAGGAGAACUCAAGGCCUCACACCAAUGAAACUUCACUUUAAUCGGCACUCAGGCUCCACAGUUCUGUCCGCGGAGGCUGAAGUCUAGCAGGUCACUGAGGAGAGAGGGGCCCCAGAGGACAGAGUAACCUGUUGGGAGAAGGAGAGAAGGGAAGGUUGGCAGGUAGGUCAGCACUUGGACAAUGGAGUGCCCUGGACUCAGCCCUGGGGCGAGUGGCCCUGGGACGCGGUGUAGACUGUAUCCAGAGGAUCCCGCGCCUCCCCUCCUGGGCUGUGGACGGCGUGGGAACCCCUGCCGUGUGUGCCGGCUCCGCAGGUCUUGCUUCUGCUUUCAGCACUGGCUCUAUCACUCUCCCACCUUUCUGUUCUGGAACUUGUGCAUUGGUGGUAUAAUCCAGGCAUCAUCUGUUCAAGAUUUUCCAUUCUUUUUUUCUCUUUUUGGUAGACAGCAACCUUAUCUCUGACAUCCCUAAUUUCUCCUCCUUCCUUCUCCUUCAGGGGAAAA